AUGGCCGGUAUAUUCGAGGCUCCGCGUAAUGCGGGCACCCUAUUCCUUGGUGGCCAGAAGAUCAGCGGCUCCGACAUUCGAGACCAGAACGUGCUCGCAACACAAGCGAUUGCCAAUGUCGUCAAAUCCUCCUUUGGACCUUCUGGGUUGGACAAGAUGAUGGUGGAUGACAUUGGAGACGUCACCGUCACCAAUGAUGGCGCCACAAUUUUAAGUCUGCUCGAUGUUGAACACAUGGCAGGAAAGAUCCUGGUUGAUCUGGCACAACAACAAGAUAAAGAAGUUGGAGAUGGGACAACGUCUGUCGUACUCAUUGCCGCAGAACUGCUAAGACGGGCGAAUGAGCUGAUGAAAAACCGGAUACACCCUACUGUCAUCAUUACAGGCUAUCGAUUAGCCUUGCGAGAGGCGGUCAAGUACAUGCAAGAGAAUAUCAGCACAAAGGUGGAAACACUUGGAAGAGACAGUCUGGUCAACAUUGCUAAGACCUCAAUGUCUAGCAAGAUCAUCGGGGCAGACGCGGAUUUCUUCGCCAACAUGGUGGUUGAUGCAAUGCAGUCGGUCAAGUCGGUCAAUACCCAGAGAAACGAAGUCAAAUAUCCCGUCAAAGCUGUCAACAUCUUGAAAGCACACGGCAAAAGUGCCACAGAAUCAAUCCUAGUCAAGGGAUAUGCACUGAAUUGUACAGUUGCAUCCCAGGCAAUGAAGACACGGAUAACGGACGCCAAAAUUGCAUGUCUUGACAUGAACCUACAGAAGGAACGAAUGAAACUUGGUGUACAGAUCACGGUUGAGGAUCCCUCACAACUGGAAAAGAUCCGAGAACGGGAGGCAGGAAUUGUUCUAGACAGAGUUGACAUGAUUCUCAAGUCUGGGGCCAACGUUGUGUUGACAACCAAGGGUAUCGACGAUCUUGUCUUGAAGGCCUUUGUCGAGCGUGGAUGUAUGGGUGUCCGAAGGUGCAAGAAGGAAGACUUGAGGCGCAUAGCAAAAGCCACAGGCGCCACUUUGGUCAGUACCUUGUCCGACUUGAAUGGCGAUGAGAGGUUCGAUAAAGAGUUUCUCGGAUACGCCGAAGAAGUGGUCCAGGAGCGCAUCUCAGACGAUGAGUGUAUCCUUGUAAAGGGCACAAAGGCUUUUUCAUCAGCUUCAAUCAUCCUUAGAGGAUCAAACGACUAUCAACUCGACGAGAUGGAACGCUCCGUACACGAUUCCCUAUCUGCCGUCAAACGAACCCUCGAGUCGGGCAGUAUCGUACCCGGAGGUGGCGCAGUGGAGACUGCACUAUCCAUCUACCUCGAAGAGUUCGCCAUGACAGUGUCCUCCCGAGAACAACUAGCAAUCGGCGAAUUUUCACAGUCUCUACUUGUCGUGCCUAAGACACUGUGUGUCAAUGCCGCCAAGGAUGCAUCUGAGCUUGUGGCUCAACUGAGGGUACGGCACGCACUCAGUCAGAGAGUCCAGGAAGGCGACGUCAACGAGAAAGAGAGGGACAUUGCAAAGAAGAGGCAAUACAAGAACUAUGGAUUGGAUCUGAUGAAAGGCAAAGUCGUGGAUGUCGUCAAGAUGGGUGUCCUAGAACCUAGCAUGAGCAAGGUCAAGCAGCUCAAGAGUGCUGUCGAAGCCUGUAUUGCCAUCAUGCGAAUCGACACGCUGAUCAAGUUGGAUCCGCCUGAGCAGGCUCCAGACGACGGACAUGGACACUAA
Exophiala spinifera is the source of this 1707-nucleotide messenger RNA. Its product is annotated as T-complex protein 1 subunit alpha. The transcript has a single exon. The coding region runs from base 1 to 1707 and encodes 568 amino acids. Gene Ontology annotation, molecular function: ATP binding; ATP hydrolysis activity; ATP-dependent protein folding chaperone. Gene Ontology annotation, cellular component: chaperonin-containing T-complex. The record is from RefSeq and is a predicted model, not a curated record. Gene Ontology annotation, biological process: protein folding. NCBI's taxonomy places the organism in Eukaryota, Fungi, Ascomycota, Eurotiomycetes, Chaetothyriales, Herpotrichiellaceae.